CGUCCAAUAUUUUUACUUGAAAGCAGUGGAUAAGAAAGUUGUGCAUAAUUACUGUCUGUAUAAGGUUACUGAAUGAAUCAGAUAUACCGACGAAUAAAUUUGAAAAGAGCAUCUUAUGGGAUGCUGCUUGUACGUAAUUGUAAGGUGCUCAGAUUGGUCUAAGCUGCAAUCAAAUACAGGAAGAGUUUCGCGGUUAUAGUUGUUUUACCGUUCUGGAUUUGUCGAAUAGAAAUUUGGAGUUGCGGCUGGAAUUACCUUGUAACGUGUGGAUGGUUUGACCAGUGAAACUUACAAAUAGUUUACUCCAUUGGAUUAAGUAUUGUAGGAGUAUCCAUGUCAGUUGUUAAGUGAAGCGUCGACGUUACUGAUCUUUCCACAUAACGUCCGCCGUCUAUGUAGGAGGAAGAAAGCGCCAGAUGCAGUCUGCACUGAUACCUCGAGCUUCAUUUCUUUGUGCCUUUCCUACACGAAGAUUGAUUUCAACUAAAGCUGAUUCCACAGUUGAUCGAAUAUUACGUGUCGACCAUGCUGGUGAACUUGGCGCUGAUCGAAUUUAUGCUGGGCAAAUGGCUGUUUUAGGAAACAGCCCUGUCGGUGCAACAAUUCAACACAUGUGGGAUCAAGAAAAGGCUCACCUGGCCAAAUUUGAAGAUUUAAUUCGUAAACACCGUGCUAGGCCGACUGUCAUGCUGCCACUGUGGAAUAUUGCAGGAUUUGCACUUGGUGCAGGUAGUGCUCUCUUAGGUCCUAAAGCUGCAAUGGCCUGCACAGUAGCUGUAGAAUCUGUAAUUGUUGAACAUUAUGACAGCCAACUGCGUGAGCUUGUUGGAAGGCCGAACGAAGCUGUGGAUCAAGAACUGCUGGAGACUAUUCGACAGUUUCGAGAUGACGAGCAAGACCAUCACGAUACAGGCCUUGCACAUGAAGCAGAAGCUGCACCUUUCUACAAUGUACUCACUGCUAUCAUCAAAGUGGGAUGUCGUACAGCUAUUGCCAUAUCUGAGGCCGUGUAAGAAAUUGUUGAAUUAACUGUUAUUGUAAGCCUGUUGUCUGCUGUUUACCAGAGAGUUUCAAUGUAAUUAUUGUAAAAUUGUCAGGAUAAGGUUUGUGAAACAGAAAUUUUGCACAAGAAGAAAUGCAUUAAGUUUUUUAACCCAAGAAAAUAACAUGAAGAUGUGUGCAGGUAAGUCUUGGAGAUGCACUGUAACCAUGUUGCAUUAAAAGGAAGUAUGAAUGCCA
This is a messenger RNA of Schistocerca gregaria, 1239 nucleotides long. RefSeq names its product 5-demethoxyubiquinone hydroxylase, mitochondrial (gene Coq7). Gene Ontology annotation, molecular function: 3-demethoxyubiquinol 3-hydroxylase activity. The transcript has 4 exons. Bases 417 to 1013 code for a protein of 198 amino acids. Lineage: Eukaryota; Metazoa; Arthropoda; Insecta; Orthoptera; Acrididae. Gene Ontology annotation, biological process: ubiquinone biosynthetic process; regulation of gene expression; regulation of reactive oxygen species metabolic process. Gene Ontology annotation, cellular component: nucleus; mitochondrial inner membrane. The record is from RefSeq and is a predicted model, not a curated record.